AUGGAAGCAAAAGACAUGAGGAAGAUCCACGGCAAUGGGAGGUUAUCAGAAACCAGUCUGGUCGAGAGGCCUCAGUCUAUGAAUGCGAUCGACGAGCGCAAGGAGCAUUUCGGUCUAUGGAGUACGCUGGGACUAUCGUAUUCCAUCAUGAACACGCCGAUUGCGAUCGCAUCGGCCCUUAUUCUGUCCGUCGGCGUGGGCGGCAGCCCCGUGUAUAUCUUCGCAUACUGCGUAGCGUUUAUUUUCCAGGUUAUUGUCUGUCUGAGUCUGGCAGAAAUGGCAGGGGCUUUCCCGCACCCUUCUGGUGAGACUUCUCUCUGA
Molecule: messenger RNA, 321 nt
Organism: Penicillium longicatenatum
Lineage: Eukaryota; Fungi; Ascomycota; Eurotiomycetes; Eurotiales; Aspergillaceae
Product: amino acid transporter
Exons: 1
Coding region: 1-321 (106 amino acids)
Source: RefSeq, a predicted model, not a curated record